Messenger RNA from Malus domestica (apple), 1152 nucleotides. RefSeq names its product probable fructokinase-4 (gene FK). Gene Ontology annotation, biological process: fructose metabolic process. The record is from RefSeq and is marked provisional. Gene Ontology annotation, cellular component: chloroplast stroma; cytosol. Gene Ontology annotation, molecular function: fructokinase activity. NCBI's taxonomy places the organism in Eukaryota, Viridiplantae, Streptophyta, Magnoliopsida, Rosales, Rosaceae.
AUGGCUCUUCAUGCCACUGCUUUCUGCUUCGGCGGGGUGGUUUCUUUGCCUCGCAAUUCGGUUUCUUUUAGUCAGAGGACAGUCAGAGCUUCUGCAUUUUCUUCCCCACCGCCUCUCGGUUCUUCCUCCAUUGCUAGAUCGAAUGUCCAAGGAAAAGCAUUUGCAGGAGAUGCACUACCGGACACAAAAGAAUCCUCCCUUGUGGUUUGUUUUGGGGAAAUGCUGAUUGUCCCAACGAGUAAUGGACUUUCAUUGGCUGAAGCACCUGCAUUUAAAAAAGCUGCCGGAGGAGCCCCUGCUAAUGUUGCAGUUGGCAUAGCUCGACUUGGUGGCUCAUCAGCUUUUAUUGGAAAGGUUGGGGAAGAUGAAUUUGGAUACAUGCUUGCUGAUAUACUAAAGGAGAAUAAUGUGAACAAUGAAGGGAUGCGUUUUGAUCCCGGUGCACGAACUGCUUUAGCAUUUGUUACAUUGAGGAGUGAUGGGGAACGUGAGUUCAUGUUUUAUCGUAAUCCUAGUGCUGAUAUGUUGCUUCAAGAAGCUGAACUUGAUUUUGAUUUAAUUAGGAAGGCAAAAAUAUUACAUUAUGGUUCUAUAAGUCUUAUCACGGAACCAUGCAAGUCGGCUCAUAUUGCAGCAGCAAAAGCUGCAAGGGACGCUGGUGUAGUUCUGUCCUACGAUCCCAACCUCAGGCUUCCACUGUGGCCUUCUGCAAAGAGUGCUAGAGAAGGAAUUUUGAGUAUAUGGGAUACUGCUGAUGUUAUCAAGAUAAGUGAAGAAGAGGUUUCUUUUCUAACAGAAGGAGAAGAUCCAUAUGAUGAAAAUGUUGUUCGCAAAUUGUACCAUCCAAAUAAAUUACUUCUGGUCACUGAGGGCCCUGAUGGUUGCAGGUACUACACCAAGUUGUUCAGUGGAAGAGUCAAGGGUAUGAAGGUAGAUGCAGUGGACACAACUGGUGCUGGGGACGCAUUUGUGGCUGGAAUACUAUCACAACUAGCUGUUGAUCUUUCUUUGCUUCAGGAGGAGGACAAACUGAGAGAUGCGCUCGUGUUUGCUAACGCUUGCGGUGCAUUGACUGUGACGGAGAGAGGUGCUAUUCCGGCUUUGCCAACUCGAGAAUCUGUGUUGAAUGUCAUUCUCAAGUCUGUAGCCUAG